AUGGAGGAGUUAAACCCGCCAAAGUUCCUCGACCUUUUGGAGGAAUUUGAAGCCGAUGAUAUCGUCACGAAGAUCUCAGAAGUCAAGACGUUAAUGCAAGACAUAGAAAGCAAAACAAACAAACGAAGACCGGUGCAGAAGGAGAAAAAGGCGCUCCAAACAAAAAUUCAAGAACUCUCAGAGCAAUUUUUUGAUGUUGGAGUCCGGCCCACGAUCGCAAAUUCAAAGUCUUCCAAUGAUCGCACAUUGAACGUCUCAGCAGAAAGCGAAACCCUUUUACGCAAGAUUUUAAUAUUGGUAACAAGUGAGAUGAAUACAACAGCGAUGAAAGAUAAGCUUUUGGACUAUACGACCGAAUUUGCAAAUCUGGCUUGGAAGGGCAUCACGGCCGGUAACAACAGCGUCGAUUGUGAUGAAGUCAUGUGGCAGCCAGAUCCAUCCAAAGUUCAUUACCAAGACGACCCGAUGGAGCUGAAGACAUUCAACGCAUCUUUUGAUGUCCCAGAACUUGGUUCACUAGCAAAGCAUCCACAAAAUCGACCCAAUGAAGGCGACGACCCUUGCGGGAGUACAGUGGAAUAUGAGUGGCCCGGUCAGGUAUCUUUUCAAAACGAGAAAGAUAUAAAGAAGCAAUAUGGAUUCGAAGGUAUCGAAAACGAUGUGAACAUGAGAGAUGAGGAAGAAGAAGCACCGCCAGCCAUGUUAUCACCGUGGUAUAAUCCGAGUGUCUCCAGCUCGAAGAGUGGGCAAUCUCCACCCUCUUCUGAUGGUGAAGAUGGGGAGGAUACGGAAUCCAGGGUUGAGCCAGGAGUUGGAAGGAGUGAAGAAGAUUCGAGUGAAGAUGGUGAGAGGAGCACUGAUGAGGGUGAGGUACUAGGAGGUGAAUUGGGGUUCGGACCAGCAGAUGAAUUAGAAGCAAAAGAACGAUCUGGUGGAGAAGAAGAUGAUAACGACGAUGACAAUGACCAGUGGUAUGAGGCAAAGGAGAAAUUUGAGAAAGAAGAAGGCAUGGACAACGACGUCGUCGAUGGGCGGGAUGGUUCAGGCUUUGUAGGCGAUGAUAGCGAUGAGGGGUUGAUGAGGGAAAUAGAGGAGCAUAGGGAGUAUACGAGAGCGUUAUUAGCUUCAAGAGCCUCGAGGGAUGGAGGAAAUUCUGCUCUCAUGAGUGACGGGGAGUCGCUACACGGAGAUGGCGAUGGUUAUCCUCGUGGGAUGGAGAUGGAUGAUGGCUGGGACCCAGAACCAUUGCGAUCUGCACGGAGGGAAGCUUAA
Botrytis fragariae is the source of this 1272-nucleotide messenger RNA. RefSeq lists its product as uncharacterized. Lineage: Eukaryota; Fungi; Ascomycota; Leotiomycetes; Helotiales; Sclerotiniaceae. The transcript has 2 exons. Bases 1 to 1272 code for a protein of 423 amino acids. The record is from RefSeq and is a predicted model, not a curated record.